Molecule: messenger RNA, 1127 nt
Organism: Prosopis cineraria
Lineage: Eukaryota; Viridiplantae; Streptophyta; Magnoliopsida; Fabales; Fabaceae
Product: NAD(P)H-dependent 6'-deoxychalcone synthase-like
Exons: 4
Coding region: 96-1052 (318 amino acids)
Cellular component (GO): cytosol
Molecular function (GO): aldose reductase (NADPH) activity
Source: RefSeq, a predicted model, not a curated record
AUCUUUCUCGCGUGACAAUUUGCUCUUGUAACUUAAACAGCUAGUUUUCAACCCCUGUAUAAACAUAUAUACCCCUUUUGCAUCUGUCAAUAAAGAUGUAUAAUCUGGCCAUGUCAGCAGCAAGUAUCCCUCGUCUAACGCUCUCCGGCGGCAACCGUGGCAUGCCAGUAAUCGGCCUGGGCACGGCGGCUGAUUCACCGGGGAAGGACAGCACCAAAGGGGCAGUGAUAGAGGCUAUCAAAGUUGGGUACACACACUUUGAUACAGCUUCAGUGUGUGGAUCCGAAGAGUUUGUUGGAGAAGGCAUAGUUGAAGCGCUUCAGCUUGGCCUCAUCAACUCCAGAGACGACCUCUUCAUCACUUCUAAGCUCUGGUGCAGUGAUAAUCAUCCUCUUCAUGUUAUUCCUGCUUUACAGAGAUCACUUCGGUCUCUGAGAUUAGAAUAUCUGGAUCUCUAUUUGAUCCACUUUCCCCUCAGUGCUAAACCUGGGAAUUUGAAAUUCCCAUUCGACCAAAACGAGGUAGUUCCAUUUGAUAUGAAGGGCGAAUGGGCUGCAAUGGAAGAAUGCAAGAAGAUGGGACUCACAAAAUCCGUUGGAGUCAGUAAUUUCUCCACCAAGAAGCUUCAAAGUCUUCUUUCUUUCGCUACCAUUCCUCCUUCUGUCAAUCAAGUGGAGAUGAAUCCUUGUUGGCAGCAGAAGAAGCUUAGAGAAUUCUGCAAAGCAAAGGGUAUAAUCGUCACUGCAUAUUCUCCUUUAGGAGCCAAAGGAGCAAGUUGGGUUACCAAUGAAGUCUUGGACAAUGAAUUACUAAAAGAGGUUGCUGAUGCUCAUGGCAAGACUGUUGCGCAGGUAUGUCUGAGAUGGUUGCAUGAGCAAGGAGUGAGUUUUGUGGUCAAGAGUUACAAAAAAGGGAGGAUGAAACAAAACUUUCAAGUAUUUGAUUGGUCACUCACUGAAAGUGACUACCAAAAGAUAGCCCAAGUCAAGCAGCAUCGCAUGAAUCACGGUCCUACUACUUCUCUUGAAGAUUUAUUUGAUGGGGAGGCUUAAUUAAUUAUGACCAUAAACCGUUUGUUUUCUGCUAGCCAUUGCAUUUCAAUUAUUGUUAUACGGUUUUUGAGCAUG